Saccostrea cuccullata (small rock oyster) is the source of this 1608-nucleotide messenger RNA. RefSeq names its product trans-L-3-hydroxyproline dehydratase-like. Lineage: Eukaryota; Metazoa; Mollusca; Bivalvia; Ostreida; Ostreidae. Gene Ontology annotation, molecular function: hydro-lyase activity. The record is from RefSeq and is a predicted model, not a curated record. The coding region runs from base 41 to 1060 and encodes 339 amino acids. The transcript has 4 exons.
UUUAAACUUUUUCUGGGUCAUUUACAAGGACAGGACAACCAUGCCUCUUGUUUAUCCUGUGUCGAUAUCCACAACCGAAAUGCACACUGGUGGAGAACCCUUAAGGAUCAUAGAAAAGGGAUACCCAGAAAUCAAAGGUCGAACACUUCUGGACAAAAUGAACUAUCUCAAAAGUGACUUGGACGAGUACCGGAAAUUGUUAAUGUGGGAACCGCGGGGACACUAUGACAUGUAUGGAGCGCUGGUCGUGCCUUCAGAUAUAAAAACGUGUGAUUUUGCUUCAAUCUUUAUUCAUAACGAGGGAUACUCUACCAUGUGUGGGCACGCUGUGAUUGCAUUAGGACGUUAUGCCAUAGAAAAGGGGCUCGUUAAAAACGUCACUGUUCCAGAGACUCAGAUAAAUAUUCAAUGUCCUUGUGGGCCAGUGGCUGCUUACGUGACAUAUGAUGGGAGGAACACCGGCGCUGUGAGGUUCCAAAGUGUGCCUUGCUUCGUCUUUAAACCAGAUCUGAGCGUGGAUGUUCCUGGCCACGGUAAAAUAACGGUGGACAUUGUGUAUGCAGGAGCUUUCUAUGCCAUUUUGUCAGCUGGACAAUAUGGUCUGGACGUCAGAAACUCACGAGUGUCCGAGCUGAGGGCAGCGGCUGGAGCCACGACAGACAUUUUGAGAGGGCAGCUGUUGCUGGAGCACCCCGAGACUGAAGGCGUGUCUUUUCUGUAUGGUACGAUUCUGACGGACGGAAACGAUGGCCAUUCAGAUGAAAUAACAGACACUAUGUGUGUGUAUGCUGAGAGAGCGGUAGAUAGAUCUCCGUGUGGGUCAGGGACAUCUGCUAGAAUCGCUCUUCAAUACUAUAAAAAUAAAAUCAAGCUUGGUCAGCCCAGGACAUUUCGUGGACCUUCUGGUGAAGUAUUCACGGCAAAAGUCGCCAAGGAGGUCAGCUGUGGAAAUCACAAGGCCGUGGUCACUGAGGUGAAAGGUCAAGGUUAUUUCUGUGGAAAUUCUACAUUUACACUGGAAGAAAGUGACGCUGUAGGCAGAGGAUUUUUAUUAAAAUAAUUACUGUGUCUUGUCCACGGCUUGAAUCAAUAAACGUUACACAAAUUGUUAGGAAAGUAAAACAGUAAAUUUUAAGUUUUAUUAUAAUGCUUCCGGAAGAAUGGAUGUAAUGUUUGUGAAAUAAAUUAUUAUAGAUGUACAAAUCAUGAACAUCACAAUUCUGGAUCAAAAGUUUCCUGCACCAUUAAAUGUUCUUAUGAAAUAUUUGUGUGAAAGAUAUAAACCUCAAUAAUAUUUGUGUAAAUCUGCAAAAUAAGAAAAAUUAAUGCCAAGACUAGGUGAGGCACAUAGUCGAAAGAUGUGUAAAAAUAUAUUAAAAAAUAUUAUUAUGUAAGACGGUGACCUAGUAUGGCAAAAUUUAUUGAAUUACUUAAUUCCAAUUCUUCUUAAAAUACUUGGGAAAUGUGUUUGAAUUUUUAAAAAGAGGGAAAACGCUACCAUUCAGCAGCAUUAAUAGUACAAAAGACACCUGCAUUGCUACUUUUUUUUUCUUUUAGUUUUCUACAUAUUUGUAAUAGUACCUGUGCAACACCUUUUAACCAAUGUAU